Ceraceosorus bombacis is the source of this 1991-nucleotide messenger RNA. The record is from the annotation of a GenBank genome assembly. NCBI's taxonomy places the organism in Eukaryota, Fungi, Basidiomycota, Exobasidiomycetes, Ceraceosorales, Ceraceosoraceae.
AUGCGAUCCGAGGUCGCACCCGUAGAUGCAGCCGUGCUCGAAUCUCUCAAGCGUCGACGAAUCGCAUCCCUCGUUGGAUCCUUCAUUGUGGCUUGUUCAGCUGGGGUCAAUUACGCGUUCAGCUCGUUUGCGCCCCAGCUUCAGGAGCAGCUGCAGCUGACCAGCACGCAGAUCAAUGUGGUGGGCGUGGCUGGAAACAUGGGCGUCUACCUGUCCGGUCCCUUCUGGGGCCGAUGGGUGGACAAGCAAGGUCCAAAGGUGUAAGUGUAUGCGGAGAGGAAAGGUGCGAAUGCGAUGCGCUGAUGCGGACAAUCCAUCACUCAACAUGCAGCGCACUGCUGGUCGGCAGUGCCCUCGUCCUCGCGGGAUUUGGAGGGCUAUCCCUCUCCUACACGCACACUGCGCCCUUCCAUGACGCCUCGCCCUCGACGCUGGCCGUGCUAAGUCUGUUGACUGGCUUGGGGAAUGCUGGUGCAUUCACAGCGGCAAUGAAUGCGCAAGCCAAGAGCUGGGAUGGUACCCGACGCGGCUCAGCUACAGCCCUCGUCCUUUCCGGCUUUGGCUUGUCAGCAUUCCUGUACUCCACCCUUUCCCACCAACUCUUUCCUGGGAACACCUCCGACUACCUCUUGCUGCUAGCAUUUGGAUGCGCUGCUUCUUUCUUGGUUGGCGUGCUGCUCAUUCGUAUCUUGCCGCCCGCAGACGCGAAUCCGCUACUGACGCGGCGGGGCAGUGAUGGUCGUGGUGCAUGGACGCAGGCACCAGCUGGAGACGACGAGGAGAUCGGGCGGCUAGAGCAGAAUGCAGACGUAGAUGAGGACGAGGAUGAGGAGCGGGGUCGAUUGAGACCUCAUCUAAGUGGUAGAAGGCGCACCAGCAGUGAAGUCUCUGCGAGAGCCUUCCUCAACGCCCCACCUACCGACGAAGAUACAACUAGUGCAGAUGAGGAAGAUAUGAAUACCCGCGCAACGUCGCCUGCUACGACUCCUUCGAAUGCAGGUGCGGGUGCGACACCUGAGGGGAACAAGGGCGAUUCUAGCAGUGUCGACGUCACAAACUUCACCCUGUUGAAGCAAGCAGACUUUUUGCUCCUCUUUCUUAUCAUGUCGCUUGUUAGCGGAACUGGAUUGCUGGUCAUCAAUGUGAGUGGCGUGAGCUUUCUCCGCAAGCUGAUGGGAUCGCUGAAUCGGCAUCCUUGCAUAGAACAUCGGCACUAUCACACGGACACUGUUUGAAUACAACAAGGGUCGCAAAGACGUGCCUGAAAUAGCCCUUGACGCCCAAAAUUUACCUCGCGAACUGAUAGACAUCCUCACGAAGGACGAAAAGGCAAUCGUUCAACAAGCGCAGGCACACCAGGUCAGCGCCAUCUCACUUGGAAACGCUAGCGGCCGCAUUAUCAUGGGUGAGCUGCAGCGAUGUUUCGGCUAUGUGGGCCAGUGCUGAGAGCUCUUAUCGUUCGCCCACUAGGUUUACUUUCGGAUCUAUUUGUCAGCUCCACAGGCGAUGCGAGGAUGCGAGUCUGGUUGCUCAUCUUGGUGUGCAUACUCGCUGUAGGCAGUCAAGCGCUCGCAGCUGCUCCAAACACGAUCACGACAGUGCACAGGUUGAUCAUCAUCUCGCUCGGCACUGGAUGGAUGUACGGCGCGCUGUUCGGUCUGGCGCCCGUCUUGACAUUUGAAUGGUUCGGCUUAAAGCAUUUUUCACAGAACUGGGGCUACGUCAGCCUGUCGCCCGUCAUUGCAGGAAACAUCUUCAACCUCCUCUUUGGCAAAGUCUACGAUAGCCAUGUGCCCAAGGGAAGCGGCAGUGUGCACCAGUGCCCGCUAGGUGAAGAGUGCUACAGAUCGGUCUUUGAGAUCACCGAGGUCUGCGCUCUUGCAGCUGCGGCUGCUAGCUUCCUCCUGAUCGUUCGUCGUACAAGGGACGUUCAGCAUGUUAGAAACCCCUUCGUGGGCUUGUACGGACGUCUGAGCAACGCGGUGCGGUAG